This is a messenger RNA of Myotis daubentonii (Daubenton's bat), 1314 nucleotides long. RefSeq names its product prostaglandin E synthase 3 like (gene PTGES3L). Gene Ontology annotation, cellular component: nucleus; cytosol. The transcript is spliced from 7 exons. Bases 531 to 944 code for a protein of 137 amino acids. NCBI's taxonomy places the organism in Eukaryota, Metazoa, Chordata, Mammalia, Chiroptera, Vespertilionidae. Gene Ontology annotation, biological process: chaperone-mediated protein complex assembly; protein folding. Gene Ontology annotation, molecular function: protein-folding chaperone binding; Hsp90 protein binding. The record is from RefSeq and is a predicted model, not a curated record.
GUUAGUCGCGGAGGGCGGGCCUUCCCCGGGGAUUCCGUUCGGACCAAAUUUUUUUUUUUAUUUGAGCGCCUUUUGUGAAUCUGGUGCUGAAUGUACUAAGCGUCGGAGGAGCAGGUGCGUGGAGCCGCGGACGAGUCACUCCGUGUGUGUAUCUAGUGUCGUGUAGCCCUUGCCCUGGUCCCGGAGGGUGGGUCGUCUCUGCCUAAAUGUGUGCUUUUCUGGAGGCGUGCAGGGCUGCAGAGGCUGCAGGGGCCAGGCUUUCCCACCGUCCCCGGAGUGCGGCUCCCUGGUAAGGUCGCGUCUCUCCUGCCUCUGCAACCUUCCGCCGACCAUAUAAGGAGAGGCAGCUGCCGGGGCGUCACUCACCAGGAUCUAAAGAUAGUGACCCCGGACUCGGACUCCCAACGCCACUGGGUUGCGGGGGCCGCCAUGGCACGUCUUCCCUCUCCCACCCCUGUGAAGCCCCACCUCAACUCCUCUUCAGGCAGCAUGCCCGGACCCUGUGGUAUGACAGGCCCAGGUACGUGUUCAUGGAGUUUUGUGUUGAGGACAGCACCGAUGUCCACGUGCUCUUAGAAGACCACCGCAUUGUGUUCAGCUGCAAGAAUGCGGAUGGAGUGGAGUUGUACAAUGAGAUUGAGUUCUACGCCAAGGUGAACUCCAAGGACUCCCAGGAUAAGCGCUCUGGCCGCUCCAUUACUUGCUUUGUGAGGAAGUGGAAGGAGAAAGUGGCCUGGCCUCGGCUCACCAAGGAGGAUAUCAAGCCAGUGUGGUUGUCUGUGGACUUUGAUAACUGGAGAGACUGGGAAGGGGAUGAAGAGGUGGAGCUGGCUCAGGUGGAACAUUACGCAGAGCUUUUGCAGAAGGUCAGCACCAAGAGACCUCCCCCUGCCAUGGACGAUCUGGAUGAUGAUUCUGACAGUGCCGAUGCGACAAGUAGUUAACUUCUGCACGGUAGACCUGUGGAGGAAGCUGUGGCUGUCUUCCAGUCCUUCUGACAAGCUAGGGCCUAGACCUUUGUCUAGCUGUUUGGCUGAGCACCAAGGUCCUCUGGGAUCUCAGAUCUUUCCUCAAAGCUCUUAAUUAAGUGUCCUCCUUCAUGCUUUAUUUCUUUUCCCUAUGCAUUUAACUAUGGCUGCUACAUCAGAUGGCAGACUAGCAGAGGAGUAGACUGGUGGGACUGCUGACCUCCUGCCAACUAGCUAUAAUCUCUAUGUUUGGGCUGCUCAUCAGGGCUCUCGAGUAUGUGUGUAUGUGGUAGAGCAAAAUCUAAAGAAGUAGCAUAUAGAUUGUAAUAAAUCUCUAGGAACUGGU